CACCACAUUUUUUCGCAUUCGAACUUUUCGGAAUGACAUUACUUGAUAGGCUGAAAGACGGGGUGUCGGCCAUUGUACCAGACAAGCGUGGAAGACCACCGAUGAGCAGCUCUCUUUCUGGCGGGAUAGGCAGCGGGAACGGUGUGGUGGGUUUUGAAGAUGAUAUGAUUGUAUCUAAACCGGCCAUCAUAUUUCACACUUCCCAAGUGUUCUUCAACUUUCUCGCUAUGUGUUGUUUCGCCAGUGUAGCUGCCUUUCAAGCCAAAUGGGGAGUGGGUCCAUCCGGACUAACAGGAUUUGCGCUGUUCGUCUCCAUUGCGGGCAUGUUCCUUUCGUUGUUCAUGCUAUUGGUCCCGGUGGUGUACGAGAGGUACGACAGGCUAACGCGCCUAGCGCGUGCGUUGAAGGAAUUGCGGGUUAGCUUCAUUCUUGUCGGUACCGGCACAACAUUCAGCUUGCUGAUCGCCUUCAUCGUCACGAUCUCGGCGUGGACAGAAGCAGGCUGUAAGAAUGCUGAUAACGACCCUAAUGCAGACAAGGGUGAUGACUUCAAGAAUGGACUUGAUGGAUGGUGUAGUACCAAGAAAGCCGGUGCCAUCUUUUUCUGGCUUGCGUUCGCCUUUUGGAUAGCCUCCGUGGUUCUCGCCGUACUUGACUGGCGCUCAGGCAAAUCAACUACUGGCCCACGAGACCCACCAUUCACGCACCCAACAGGCUAUUCCGAAGCCGGGGACGAGGCUCCAGAGGAUGAAGAAUCGACCUACGAACACAUCCCUCCCAUUCGCAGCUCCUCGCCGCUGACUUACCCCAACGAAUCACAAUCCCCUUUCGCCGAUACGAAUCGCUACUCCAGCGCUACUACAGCGACGAACCCAAACGCCAGCUCCACCAACGUCAGCACCGCACCAUACAAUAUGCCUGCUCCCUCGCGGCCGAGCAUGGAUGCGUAUGGUGCAUUCUCGGAUCCGGCGCCCUCCGGAUUUGGUGCAGGAGGUGUGCAGCAGGAGAAUCCGAGGGUGAGCAGGACGAUGCAGUAUGCGGACCCAUACGCCGCCGUGAGGGCUUCGGUGGCGUCGGGCCAGGGCGCGCAGCCUUCCGGACCUCCAAGCUAUUCGUACCAAGGAUACCAAUGAUUUUAACGAAGUGUGCACAUACAGGAUGAGGGCUCAGUGGGGUGGAAGCUUGGGAAUGAGUUGGUGGCGGACGUCUUUUCAGAGGCCAGGCAUGAAGAGGACCAUGCUUAUGUUCGGAUCUUUUACGUGACUUAUGACCCAGUGUACUGCCUGUGUUUAUUAUAUGUUCUUCUUCCUCUCUUGAGGCUCGGACAGAUGUUGCAUUUUAUUUUUGGCUCCCAGUCUAUACUUUAUU
This is a messenger RNA of Stereum hirsutum FP-91666 SS1, 1368 nucleotides long. RefSeq lists its product as uncharacterized. The record is from RefSeq and is a predicted model, not a curated record. The coding region runs from base 33 to 1133 and encodes 366 amino acids. The transcript is spliced from 5 exons. Gene Ontology annotation, cellular component: membrane. Lineage: Eukaryota; Fungi; Basidiomycota; Agaricomycetes; Russulales; Stereaceae.